Ceratina calcarata is the source of this 1111-nucleotide messenger RNA. Its product is annotated as histone H1-like. The record is from RefSeq and is a predicted model, not a curated record. NCBI's taxonomy places the organism in Eukaryota, Metazoa, Arthropoda, Insecta, Hymenoptera, Apidae. Gene Ontology annotation, molecular function: structural constituent of chromatin; double-stranded DNA binding; nucleosomal DNA binding. Gene Ontology annotation, cellular component: nucleosome; nucleus. Gene Ontology annotation, biological process: nucleosome assembly; chromosome condensation; negative regulation of DNA recombination. Bases 238 to 924 code for a protein of 228 amino acids. The transcript has a single exon.
GUGCUGAAACAGGUCGCCAGGGGGCUUGGUGCGUAUGCAUGUAAACGAAGCGUACCGCUAUUGGCUCGGAGAUACAAAGUGGGGAGUUUCGUCAAUACUAUAUAACGAACUCACUUGGUGCUGUUGAUAAUAUUCUCUCUUUCGUUUUCAUCGAGGCUACGAAGCGUCAUCUGAGGACAACUGAGGAAAAUUUGGUCUGUACAGUGUUCGUAAUCGUGUACAAACUAGCAUCCAAGGAUGGAAGAGAAGACCAGCUCUGGAACAACUUCGAUGGCUGAAAACGCGUCGUCCAACGCGUCGCCCGCUAAGAAGGCUUUGAAGACGAAGUCGAAGAAUCAGCAACGUUCUUCGCAUCCGCCAACUUCGGAGAUGGUUAAUGCCGCCAUAAAAGAGCUGAAAGAUCGGAAAGGAUCGUCGCUGCAAGCUAUUAAGAAGUACAUCGCGACGACGUACAAGAUCGACGGCGAGAAGGUGGCGCCAUUUGUCAAGAGAUACCUGAAAACUGCUGUCACGUCUGGUGCAGUUGUUCAGACUAAAGGAAAGGGCGCAUCUGGUUCUUUCAAACUUUCCACUACAACUAAGGGUUCCGAGGUGAAGAGCAAACCCAAACGCAUAGUUAAGAGACCACAACCUGCAGUUGAGAAGAAGCCUGUAGAGAAGAAAGCUAGCCAGAAGAAAACAGUAGCUCCAAAGAAACCAGCACCAACCAAAAAGACUUCGCCUGUAAUCAAGAAAGCUGCUGCGAUUAAGGAAGUGAAAACCGCUCCAGCUAAGAAAGCUGAAUUGCCAAAGCAGAAGGCAAUGCAACCGAAAAAUUUGUCGAAGACUAAGAAAGCAACUAAGGCGCCAGCUGCAAAAACGAGGGCGCCGAAACCAAAGACUGCCCAAUCAUCAAAGGCAGCAAAAGCAACUGCGAAGAAAUAAUCUUCAUUCAGCGAUUAAUGCGAUAAUUACCAAUGGCCCUUUUCAGGGCCACAAACUCUAUUUUACGGGAGGAUAAGCUCAAUUUUUACUUAAAACAACCGAUGUCGCUCGAGUCGUUUAAUAAAAUCAAUAAUCACUCUCGCCAUGAUGUAUACAUGCGUACAUAUAUUUAAUAUAAAGAUAGAAA